AUGGCCCCGAACGUUAAGCAGGCCGCGCGCUCUGCCGACACGGGCACCUCGGUCCGCGCUCGCUCUCGGCACGACCCGCAAGACCCGACCCGCAAGACGGUGUACAAGCCCGUCCUCGCCAAUCCGCUCACCGUAGACUGGCCUCCGCUCCCCGCCUCGGUUCGCCGCGCCAUCCUCGACCAGCUCCUCGCCGUACUCGCCGACUCGACCACCAGCUCGGCCAAGUCCAUCUCGGACUGGCGCCUCGACGAGCACGCCCGCCGCCGGGGCAACUCGCGCCGCGGCCUCGGCGACGUCGAAAUCCAGAGCAAGGACAAGGGCAAGGGCAAGGACGCGCCGGCCAUGAGCGUAUCCAGCGACGACAACAAGGUGACAGCGCCGACCGUCGCGACCCACACGCUCACGACCCGCUCGUCGUCGACCUACUCGAUCCCUUCCUCCCAGCCGCACCCUCCUCCUCCCACCUCCGCCGCGCCCUCCGAGCUCGCCCCGCCCAUCCUGUCGCACCUCGUCCUCGGCAUCAACGAGGUGACGCGCGCGCUCGAGACGCGCAUCCGCUGGGGCCGCUGGGAUCUCGGCGACCGCGACGCCGCGCCGUCGUCGUCCCUGUCGCUGCCGCCGCCGCCCGAGCCUCGCGCGGGCCGCCACCGCCGCCGCAAGUCGACCAAGGGCAAGGACCAAGGCGCGGCCCCGGCCGUCAUCCCGGCCUCGGCUACCCGCCCGGCGCCGCAGCCCCUCCCGCUCGCCGACCACCCGGCCUACGCGUUCCUCCGCUCGCGCCGCACGCCCAAGCCCUCCCUCGACCGCCGUCCGCCGUACGUCGUCGUCGCGGGUGACGCGCAGAGCGAGCGAGGCGUGCGGCUCCUCGUCAACUCGGACGCGCGGCGCGUGAGCGGGUCGUCGGCGCGAGCAAGGACGGCUGCGGUGGAUGAGGGCGCGCUCCUGCCGACGCAGCCGAGCGCGGCGGCUCCUGUCGUCGGCAACGGCGACGUCGACGUUGCCGACGCGAUGGACACGGACGUCGAGCCCGAGACGAGCGCGCCGGCGCCCGCACCCGCAGCCGCGCCGACCCCUUCCCCGCCGCCGACUGUCCCCAUCGUCGACCUCGUCCUCGUGUGCCGCCCCGACAUCAACCCGCCGUCGCUCGUCGCCCACCUGCCGACCAUGGUCGCGGCGGCCAACGGCGUCCAGAGCGCGCUCGACGGCGUGCUCGCCUCGAGGAGGAGCGAGCGGGAGGCGGGCAAGGGGGACGGCGAGGACGAGAAGAAGAAGGGCGCAGCGAGGCCCGAGAUGCGCAGCGUCAGGCUCGUGCAGCUCGAUGUCGGCGCUGAGCGCAAGCUGGCCGAUGCGCUCGGCCUGAGGAGGGUCGCCGUGAUCGGGCUUUCGUCUCGCGCACCUGGAACGGCGCCGCUCCUCGACCUCAUCGCCUCGCACCUCCCGACGCCGCUCUCGGCGCCAUGGCUCGUCCCUCAUCUGCUCCACCCUCCCUCUUCCGCCUCGACCACCGCCAGCACUGCGACUGCCACUGCCGCACCGACGAGCCGCUUCGCGCCGACGGCGAUCAAGCACCUCAAGACGUCGGCGCCGCUCAACCCGCGCCAGGCCGUCGUCGCCAAGAAGGAGACGCGGCGCCGCAAGCGGGAGGACAAGGCGGAGCGGCUGGGCAAGAGGCGCAGGGGCGAGGAUGGGGCGAGUGGGAGUGGGAGCGCGAGGGAGAGCGAGGUGUACGUGGCGGAGGACUGA
Molecule: messenger RNA, 1743 nt
Organism: Rhodotorula graminis WP1
Lineage: Eukaryota; Fungi; Basidiomycota; Microbotryomycetes; Sporidiobolales; Sporidiobolaceae
Exons: 3
Coding region: 1-1743 (580 amino acids)
Biological process (GO): intronic box C/D snoRNA processing; nuclear-transcribed mRNA catabolic process, RNase MRP-dependent; rRNA processing
Cellular component (GO): nucleolar ribonuclease P complex; cytosol; ribonuclease MRP complex
Molecular function (GO): ribonuclease MRP activity
Source: RefSeq, a predicted model, not a curated record